UAGUAACACAACAAUACAACACACAAAAUACUAUAAAACAAAACAAAAACAAUUGUUAAGAAACAACUGCGUUCCCCACAAUCUAGUACCUGAAAAUCCACUGGCUCUCUCUCUCACACAUCAAAUAUAUACCCUUCUUUCUCAUACUUCUAACCCUCCACCAAAAUCUCAAUUUUCUUCUUAGAAAAUUCAUAGCAAAAAAAAAUGCGGAUGAGUUGUAACGGUUGUCGAGUACUAAGAAAAGGUUGCAGUGAAAAUUGUAGCAUAAGACCAUGUUUACAAUGGAUCAAAAACCCUGAAUCACAAGCUAAUGCCACUGUCUUUUUAGCUAAAUUCUAUGGUCGUGCUGGACUGAUGAACCUCGUCAACGCCGGCCCCGAACAUCUUCGCCCAGCAAUUUUUAGAUCAUUGUUGUACGAAGCAUGUGGUCGAAUAGUGAACCCAAUUUACGGUUCAGUUGGUUUGUUAUGGUCUGGGAGCUGGCAGCUAUGUCAAGCUGCUGUGGAAGCCGUUUUAAAAGGCGCGCCGAUUACGCCGAUUACUUCAGAAGCAGCUACUCAUGGAAGGGGUCCACCACUGAAGGCCUACGACAUACGCCACGUGUCGAAAGACGAGAACUCGGCUGCGUCGAUGGAGUUGACGCAGCAGCGAGUCAAGACUCGAUCUCGUAAGAGGUCGAGCUUGGCUAAGCCGAAGUUACAAGAGGAGGUGAAAAAUGGAAAUGAUGAUAGGAGAAUUGAAUUCGGUUCGGUUGAACCGGUUGAGCCGGUUCAAGAAGUUUUUGUGAACCGGGCUGCGAGUCAUGAGUCGUCGAUUAGUCAUCAGUCGGAGGCGGUGAAUGCUACGGCGGCCGUGGAUUUGGAGAGUAAAGAGAGUGAAAGUAUGGCUUCGGUUGAAACGGCGGAGACGUCAAUGAACUUGUUUAGAGAUGAACCGGAGUCGAACCGGAGUUUGAAGCGGACGGACCGAACCGGUGAGGAAAAUGUUGGGUUAGAGCUGACUCUUGGGUUGGAACCGGUUUCACGGGUUUAUCAUGUGGUUCCUGUUAAGAAAAGAAGGGUUGAGUUGAAGGAUUGUGGUGGCGGUUCGUGGAAUGUGGAGUUGGGGCUUCAGUAUCCGGUUUAGACCGGGUUUAAGUGGAUAUAAGAUCCGGUUCAGUUUUGACUCAAGCGGCUUUUCUCAUUUGUACAAGAGAUUAUUAUCGAACCGUUUCUUGUUUAGUUUUUGUUUUAUUUAGUAUUUUUUUUUUUUUUUGCAUUUUGGGUUAAUAAUUAUUUUCUAUUUAAAAGAAAAUGUGAAUGCGGUACUAUCUAAACUACAAAUAUAAGUAGUACUGUGUAGAUGAGAAAGUACAUUUGGAAAUUAAAAUCAUUUGAGUUACAAUGGUUUAUGAA
Vicia villosa (hairy vetch) is the source of this 1394-nucleotide messenger RNA. RefSeq names its product LOB domain-containing protein 41-like. Gene Ontology annotation, biological process: regulation of gene expression. Bases 205 to 1125 code for a protein of 306 amino acids. Lineage: Eukaryota; Viridiplantae; Streptophyta; Magnoliopsida; Fabales; Fabaceae. The record is from RefSeq and is a predicted model, not a curated record. The transcript has 2 exons.